Haliotis rufescens (red abalone) is the source of this 751-nucleotide messenger RNA. RefSeq names its product spore coat protein YeeK-like. NCBI's taxonomy places the organism in Eukaryota, Metazoa, Mollusca, Gastropoda, Lepetellida, Haliotidae. Bases 141 to 623 code for a protein of 160 amino acids. The record is from RefSeq and is a predicted model, not a curated record. The transcript has 3 exons.
CACGCAUCACUUUCCUUAUCGUGUCUAUUUCACCACGCUGAAUCACAGUCACCGGCCUGUAUAUAUACACCGUGUUAUAAACACCUGUCAUUCAUCCCGUCAACCCCGGACAGAUAUAGACAACUACUUGGUCAAUCAUCAUGAGCAAUUACCCAGGCUACCCCGGUUAUCCUAAUCAGCCUCCCGCAGGCGCCUACCCGGGACAACCCGCAGGAUACCCCAGCGCCCACGGAUACCCCGGGUAUCCAGGGGGUGAUAAGGUGGUUGUGAAAGACGGAAAUACUAAAACGGUCUACAAGGACGGGCACACCAAGACGGUUGUCAAUGACGGCCAUUGUAAAACCGUCUAUAAAGACGGAUAUAAAGUUGAGGAAAAGCACGACCACCAUCAUGACCAUCACGUAGGAGUGGGUACAGCUCUCGGAAUGGCGGCUGGAGCCGUCUUUAGGGGCCUCACCGGACACAGUGACCACCAUCACCAUCACGACUCCCAUCACCAUGGACACCACGACCACCACGACCACCACGGACACCACGAUCAUCACGGACAUCACGGACACCACGGACACCAUGACCACCACCACGACCACCAUCACCACGGCAUAUUUGGCCACAAGUGGUAGACCCUACCCGGUUGGGCUGAUCUGAAUAGAUCUGACUCAGGGUCAUAUCUAGCCGGCCGAAUACUCAGUGAACGUGAAUUCACAAAGAGUUGUAUAUACAUAUAAGACGUAAUAAACAGUAAAGCCAG